UCAGUGGUUCUAGGUAGAUUGAUCAUGCCUGGCUUUGCUAACCCUCUAGGAUUGUAGGCACGAGUGCCGAUCAUCGAUUCGCAUUUUCUCGCCUGUCCAGUAACAUUAGCCAACAAAGUCUGGUCUCUCUCCAGUUCAAGUUGACGUUGACACUGAGUUUGUUCUACUCGGGAUAUUUAUGAUCCUUCUCUGAAGCAAUUUGUUUGUUUUAUAUGGCCCGUAAUCAAGUAGCAUGACUUAAGCGAUAUCUUAAUUAGAAAGGUAUGAUAACACGCCAGCUAUCAUAGCUAACGUUAGCAUAGUGUUGAUGUUGCUAUUCAACAGUUAACGUUAACGUAGCCGAAGCGUUAGCUACAGCUACCACUGAUAUCAGUGCCUAGCAUCCACCUAGCUCCAUAUAGCUACCAAUAUUUUCUGCUUAGCUAGUAUUGUAACGUUACCGCUAACACAUGAACACGUCUCGAUAACAAAUUCUCAGGAAAUACGCCUCGUGAUUAACGUUCUUCGCAUCAUCAUAUCAAAGCAGAAAGGGUCUUAUGUGAGGACAUUGGGAUCCUAGACGUCGUAGAACCUAGUUUGGUCAGCUCCAUGGACCUCAACUUUUAUUCCGACCUCUCGGAUGGCUCGAGGCAGCAGGUCGACUCGGAUUUCUUGGAUGCUCAGUCUUUCAAUGGAUACGAGUCUAUGGACAAGUUCCCGGGUGGCAGUGACAACUACAUGACCAUCACGGGGACGAGCCAUCCAUUUCUGUCUUCUACGACCUUUCACACUCCCAGCCUUGGGGAUGAAGAAUUUGAAAUACCACCAAUCUCCCUGGAUCCUGACACGGCCCUCACCGUAGAGGAUGUGGAGGCUCACUUCGAUGAGCUGACUGACAGCUCAGGAGGAGGGGGGGGACCUCUGGGAGCAGGUGGCCUGUCCCAGAAUGCUGUUGUUGGGGGCACGGACCCUUCCUUUGCCUCCACGUAUGUGAGUGCGCAGACACAGGGCCUCGAACACCUGAGUCUGGGGGUCAUGAACCAGUCUGGAGGGAGUGCACUUCUGAGUUCCACACUGGCAGUGGACCUUGGUCACUCAAUGGACUCCCAUUUCAGUAGCUCGUCUCCAAUGCCCAUUGAUGUGCCCCUGGGUGAUAUGAGUGAUGGUGUACUGGGUCACAAUCAGCUGACCACCAUUGACCACUCGGAGCUGAGUGCACAGCUGGGCCUAAGCCUGGGAGGCGCAGUGAUGCUGUCGCGCACCAAAUCUCCGGACCAGCCCCUGUCAGCCACGCCCUCACCUGCAGGCUCCCUGCAGGACGAAGAUAUGGACGAUUUCAGACAGAGCGUCCUGAUAGAUCCGCCGGUCUCUCUCUCCUCCCCUGUGAUUGUGUCGCAUAUGCCCUCGUUGGCAGGCACCUCGCAGGCCUCUGCAGCCUCUCCAGCCCUCGUGCGGAGGAUUGGGGGCAAACCCGCCAUGGGGGCCAUUGCGGGUGUGGGUAGCGGGCCGGGGGUGAAGAAGGGGAGGAGGAAGAAAGAUCCCAACGAGCCGGCGAAGCCCGUGUCGGCGUACGCCCUCUUCUUCAGGGACACGCAGGCGGCCAUCAAGGGCCAGAACCCGAACGCCACCUUUGGGGAGGUGUCCAAAAUUGUGGCCUCCAUGUGGGACAGCUUGGGCGAUGAGCAGAAGCAGGUGUACAAACGGAAGACUGAUGCUGCUAAGAAGGAGUACUUGAAAGCACUCGCUGCCUACAGGGCAAAUAUGCUGUCCAAGCCCUCUGCUGAGCUGCUGGACGCUCCCGCCUCCCCUCCCUUGUCAGCGCCGUCCCCUGUGCCCGUGGCUCCCCCUGCUGUCCAGGCCCGGCCCAUCCGGCUGGCCCACAACCCCGACCAGAACACCAUCACCAACAUCUGCGCCUCCAACAUCAUCCUGGACCUCCCGCAGGUCACCACGCGCUCGCGCACCGGCGCCCUGCCCGCCACCGUCAUGGCCCCCGCGCCCACCCUGGCCGUUACCGCCGCCGCCCCGGCGCCCACCGUCACCAAGAUCAUCAUCUCCAAGCAGAUGCUGCAGGGCCUGCAGGCCCAGGGCGCCCAGAUCCACCAGAUCCCCACCUCCAUGGUGACGGUGAUCCCGGGCGGCAUGCGGGCGCUGCAGACCACCAUCGCCGGCGGUGCCACGCGCCAGCCGCCGCCGCUGCAGCAGAUGCAGCACACGCCUCCGCCCCCGCGCCUCCAGCAGAUGGUGCACUCCUCCGCCCUGCCGCCGCUGCAGGCCAAGCCGCGGGUCACGGCCGCCGCGCCGCCGCCCCCGCUCCAGAUCAAGAUCGUCCCGGCCUCGCUGCAGUCGGACAUGGCCACGCCCGUCAUCGUGACCACGGCGACGGGCAUGGGCCAGACCGCCGUCUCGUCCUCGGCGGUGGCGGUCUCGCUGCAGAUGGCGCAGGCUCAGCCUACGGCGAUCGUGGCCACUCCUGUGGAGGAGGCCUCAGCAGACGAGAGCUCAGAGCAGAUGGAGGUGGAAUGGAACGUGUCCCCGAUGGCGGCGGAUGGCACGGCGGGCACCCAGUGUGUGCGCGCCGGCUGCACCAACCCAGCCGUGGAGAGCCGGGACUGGGAUAAGGAGUACUGCAGCAACGAGUGUGUGGCCACCCACUGCAGGGACAUCUUUAUGGCUUGGUGCUCCAUCAGAGGCCAGAACUCGACAACGGUCAAGUGAGGAAAGAAGUUCUGGAGGUGGGCGAGACGGGAACAAGCAAACAUGAUGGAACAUCUCGGAGAAAGAAGUGAUGAACAAAAGAUUAUGUAGAAGAGAGGCUUAGUUGAAAGAACCUUUUGUUUUCUUUUAAUGUUUACCUCUAAAAUGAGGGCCUGUACGUAUUUGUAAAUAGUUAUAGGAAGGAGCAUAGGUACACAAAUCAACACCAGAAUGCAAGGACAGUAAAAUGUGUAAUUCUGUCAUUCAGGUGCCUUUUAGCUCCUUGAGGAUGUGGACACACAGAAGUUCCUCUGGUCAACUGGAGUGGACUUUUCAACUCUAAACAAUUGCUCAUGACCUGUGUCUCUUGGUCCUUCGUUUCCUGAAUGCUACAUUCUACUACAUUUACAGUCCCCCAGAACAGUCACCACACACACACGCACACAUUCCCUGUGCCAUGACACUCCGUGCCAUAAUUAAGAAAAUGUAAAUCAUGAAUAAGGGCAAAUGGAACUCAAGGGCAGUGGUUACUUUUGUACUUUUAUUUUAUUAUCUUUCUCCAACUGUACAGGCACUGAAAUGGCAUCAGAAAGGAGUGGUGGUUCAAAUGAGGAGUUUGGUGUGCGGUGGUGUAGUUAACCCAUUAUUGCCUUCAAUUCACUCUGUCAAUUUGAUCCCAACCUCCUGCAUCACAAAGCUUCCUCUUAGUUUGUCCAGAUGGUUUCAACGUGAGGCAUGUGUACCAUGUUACCAUACCACAUUAUGUGUACCAUAUUUUCUGGCCUUCUACAUGUGUAUAAAUAGCCUAGUAUCUCUUCUUAAAGCUUCCUUCAGUGAAAUGCAAACAAGUUUUUUUAUUAUUAUUAUUAUUAUUUCGUCAAAUGGCUAAUGGGGCUUUGGCUAGGCCCUUAGAUGUUUGUGUCUUUCUUUCUCUCUUUUUUUGUUGUCUCAGGUGGUCCACAGUGAUUUCUUUGCAUUUCUGUUUUAUUUGGAAACUCGUAGAUCACUGUCCACAAUGAAUAAAUAGACACAGACAUGUAAAAGUAUAAUG
This is a messenger RNA of Sardina pilchardus (European sardine), 3727 nucleotides long. It is a transcript of the gene tox4a, whose product is annotated as TOX high mobility group box family member 4 a. Gene Ontology annotation, biological process: regulation of transcription by RNA polymerase II. Gene Ontology annotation, cellular component: nucleus. NCBI's taxonomy places the organism in Eukaryota, Metazoa, Chordata, Actinopteri, Clupeiformes, Clupeidae. The coding region runs from base 589 to 2697 and encodes 702 amino acids. Gene Ontology annotation, molecular function: chromatin DNA binding. The transcript is spliced from 10 exons. The record is from RefSeq and is a predicted model, not a curated record.